Molecule: messenger RNA, 1848 nt
Organism: Copidosoma floridanum
Lineage: Eukaryota; Metazoa; Arthropoda; Insecta; Hymenoptera; Encyrtidae
Molecular function (GO): catalytic activity; zinc ion binding; nucleic acid binding
Source: RefSeq, a predicted model, not a curated record
AUGGUCAGGCCUGAGGCAAUAUUGGUUGUGCCAGCCCAAGGCAAGAAGUAUGCCGAGGUCCUGGCUCUAAUGAAGAAGGUUAACGUUACCGGGCUUGGGGCAAGCGUGGGAUCUAUCAGGGAGACGAGGACGGGAGGUGUCCUCAUCGAACUGAAAAAUACUGAGUCUAAGCACCGUGAUGCGUUCGCCGAGGCAAUUAAAAGUGCCGUGGCGGACGCGGGUAGUGUGAGGACACUGUCCCCGCGCUCGGCCUCGAAGAUAAGGAACGUUGACCCAACGGUGACAGAGGAGGAAGUCGAAGCAGCAGUUAAAGGCUGCUUUGACGAAGGGGCGUCCCCCCGCAUGGUUGUGCGGUUGUCUUCUGGAACAAACAGAGGAAACCGCAUAGCCUACGUCGAGGUACCUGCGACGGCGGCUCCGAUUCUCGAAAAGAGGGACCACAUUAGGCUGGGCUGGGUUAACUGCAGGAUGCGACAAAAGAUCACAGUUGAGCGUUGCUUCAGGUGCCUGGGCUUCGGGCACAUUGCGAGGCAGUGUGGCGGGCCCGACAGGACCGGGGCGGGCUGGAGGUGCGGUAAAAAGGGUCACAUGGCACGAAACUGCUCGACAUGUCGCUGGGACUGCCGGGUGUGGGGCCCCUCAGGCGAUUGCAGUGACGACACGGCGGAAAUGGCGCUGAUCCUGCAAGUAAACGUAGAUAAAACCGUGUUCGCGCACGAUCUGCUAAUCCAGUUUUCCCCUGCCCAGGGUAUGGAUAUGCUCUUUAUAAGUGAGCCAACCCGCACGUUACCGGGUCGAGGCUGGUUCUGCGACAGGACAAGAGGCGCUGCCAUCCUGAUUCACAGCGACAAGUUCUCCGUAUCCAAUACCAGAGGUGAAGACGGAGAACGGCUUGCCGAACUCGAGGAUACCGUCCGAGUGUGCAAGGAAAGUGGUGAUGUAGUCCUGGCCGGCGACUUUAACUCCAAGGCCAUCGCUUGGGGAGAGCCGAGAACCGACCCCAGAGGACGGGCGGUGCGACCUGGUAACCGGGAAACGAUCAUCGAUCUCACGCUGGUGUCGUCAGUAAUGGCGGCACGGGUCUCCGACUGGCAAGUCCUGGAGGACUACACGGCCAGUUAUCACCAGUACGUCAGCUUCGUAAUACACGAAGAUCGUGGUGUAGCUUCGCAAGAUGUAAGCCGAAGGCGCGUUAACGGGUGGAACGUUGCAAAACUCAACCGAGUUCUGAUACUGGAAGCCAUGGUUGGCGCGCCGCCUCCAGCCGAUUUAAACAAGAUCAAUAAUCAAGCGGAGGCUGAGGCACUCCGACACAGAACUCACGAAGGCGCCGGGGCAGCUGCUGCCGCGUACAAGGAAGCAAAAAGAGCGCUAAUGAGGGCGAUCAAGGUGAGCAAGAACCGAUGCUGGCGCAAGCUCAUCGCCGAGGUGGAUAAGGACACGUGGGGCCUGGGCUACCGAAUCGUGUUAAAAAGACUUCGCGGUUCGGACCCGGCGCCGCCGAUGGAACCUUCCUUCUUGGAGAGAGUGGUCUCUUGCCUCUUUCCGGAGCAUCCCGCUAGGAGGGGGGAGGACAUAAGUGUAGGACAGGUACCUCUCUUCACUCUCGAGGAAUUCAGGUCGGUGGCAUCGGAGACGCCUGGGCGAAAGGCCCCUGGUCCGGACGGGGUGCCGUCCGAAGUCCUCAAGAUAAUAGCUGCAGAAAACUUAAAGCGACAGCAAGUUGCUGAUAAAGUCAAAUCAGAAACAAAAGACAUUACAGAGACGCUACAAAUGAUUUACGAUAAGGACGGCAACACAGCGUACGCUGUUGAAAAUGGGCUUAAAGCGACGCUCAAGCAUCUUUAA